AUGCCUGAGAACUAUGCUUUUGGGAGAAGACCUCCAGUUCCGCUAUGGAACCAGGAGAUAAAAAUAGUUGUAGGUGAACCAAUGGAAUUCAACCUUCCUGAACUGCGAAAGAUGGCUCUAUCUGACUCUCGGGAUUCAUCAUCUUCCAGUGGGCGGUGGCCAAGAAUUGCAGCUUUGGGUAAGGAUGCUGAGCUCCUGGAUCGAGAUUUUAUUCAAAAAAUGUGUGAAAACCCAGAAAGAAUUCGAAUUUUGGUUCCUCCAAUUGCAACCCCAUCUGGGCUAGUUGAGGCACUAGGAUUAGGCCUAGGGAGAAAAGUGUUAUGCCCAGUUCCAUUAGUGAUUGGGUUGGAUGAACCACCUGUUGUGCCGAAAUUCCUUGAGGAUUUAUCCAAAAGGGGGUGGAUUCCAGUGAGAUUAGAUGCAUACGAGACGCGAUGGGCUGGGGCGAAAUGCGCGGUGGAUGUGGUGAGAAAGAGUGAAGAGGAGUGUGGAUUUGAUGCAAUUGUGUUUACUAGUACUGGAGAAGUGGAGGGUUUGUUGAAGAGCUUGAAGGAAUUUGAUUUGGAUUGAUCAAUGGUGAGGAGGAGGUGUCCAAGAAUGGUGGUGGCAGCUCAUGGCCCUGUUACAGCUGCUGGUGCUGAGAGUUUGGGUGUUGGCAUUGAUGUGGUAAGUUCCAAUUUUGGUAGCUUUGAUGGUGUUGUUGAUGCACUAGCUCAUAAAUGGAAAUCAUUGGAAAAUCAAGAAUCUUGAUUUUGGUUUUUUGCUCUUUUUUGGUGUGAAUUCUUUCUUACCAAAAUCAAGAAUCUUGAAUUUGGUUUUUUCUCAUCAUGGAAGGUUUGAUGGAGCUAGAAUUGUUCCAGCACCCCUCUUUAAUUGUUUGGCCAAAAUUUCUUUAAUUGUCUAGUCACAGUUUUUGUAAUUCUAAAUACCUCUUUAGUUUUGUACUAUUAAUUUGGAAUUUAUAGUAAUUGAUGUUGUGAGUUCCAGGUUUGAUAGAAUUGAUGUUCCUGUUGAUGCAACAUUCUCAGAAAUGCAAUCAUUGGAAAAUCAAGUUUCUUGAA
This is a messenger RNA of Solanum dulcamara, 1061 nucleotides long. RefSeq lists its product as uncharacterized. The record is from RefSeq and is a predicted model, not a curated record. The transcript has a single exon. Gene Ontology annotation, biological process: tetrapyrrole biosynthetic process. The coding region runs from base 1 to 570 and encodes 189 amino acids. Gene Ontology annotation, molecular function: uroporphyrinogen-III synthase activity. NCBI's taxonomy places the organism in Eukaryota, Viridiplantae, Streptophyta, Magnoliopsida, Solanales, Solanaceae.